AUUAAUCUACCCCAAUUUUGUUUUAAUUUAAUUUAAUUGUAUUUUUUAUUGAUUUGUCUUAUCAAAUUGAUAUAAAAAACUCAUCAUCUAGAUACUGACUGGCAGUUGUCUCUUCAAAUUCAAUAUGAAACAAUUGGUCAUUUGUUUUAUUUUUUCAACGGUCCUUUUAGGAUUCGCACAAACUCAAAGUAUUCACGAUGAAGCGUGCAACAAAAUUAAAAAACAAGGUGUAGCGUCAUGUUUUGACCGAAGCACUUUGGGCUUUUGCAUGCUGGUUGCAGAUGAAUGGCGAGCAAUUGAAGCAGCUACUUGUGAAUCAAGAUUGUGUUGCAAUGCCAAAUUAAUGGGAUGCACCAUGGAUGCUGACUGCACCGAUGAAUUGACAACAGCUCCAACAACAAGUACAGAGAAACCCUCUGUUGAUUGUGUAAUUGGGCAAUUAAGGAAACACGAAAGUGAUUGCAAAAAGUUUUAUUAUUGUUCGAACAAGAUUUGGGUAGAAAGUGUAUGUUCGGCUGGUGUUUUUGAUGAGAAUCGAAUGUCGUGUGCCUUUGGAAGUUGUAAUAACUAGUAAAU
This is a messenger RNA of Episyrphus balteatus (marmalade hoverfly), 576 nucleotides long. RefSeq lists its product as uncharacterized. Bases 125 to 571 code for a protein of 148 amino acids. The transcript is spliced from 2 exons. NCBI's taxonomy places the organism in Eukaryota, Metazoa, Arthropoda, Insecta, Diptera, Syrphidae. Gene Ontology annotation, molecular function: chitin binding. Gene Ontology annotation, cellular component: extracellular region. The record is from RefSeq and is a predicted model, not a curated record.